Molecule: messenger RNA, 507 nt
Organism: Aspergillus luchuensis
Lineage: Eukaryota; Fungi; Ascomycota; Eurotiomycetes; Eurotiales; Aspergillaceae
Exons: 2
Coding region: 1-507 (168 amino acids)
Source: RefSeq, a predicted model, not a curated record
AUGUUCUGUCUCCGGAGCUGGCUCCCCCUCCUCUUCAUCCCAACAAACGCCUCUCCCCUCUUCAUCAUCUCCUUCGUGACUCUAACCUACAUCCUCCACCGACCCUGCAUCUACUGCUCCGCGCUCCUCCUCAUCCUCUUCAUUUCCUCCUGUCACUGGUCCGACAAAUGUUUCUUCGAUCUCCGCGGUGACUGGUUCUCUCCGCGAUACUCCACCACCACCACAUUAGACACCACAUCAUCAUCCUCUGUCAACGAAACCCUCGCCAGCUACGUCUUCGAAACCGUCAACAGCACCACCAAGGCCCUUGCCGGCGCCGUCGUCGAAGAAGCGCAACGCAGACUCGCCCUGAAUGGAACGUUAGCCGCGGCGGCGUCGUCGUCGACGGGGACGGUGACGACUUCCGCGCAUGAUGAGUGGACGGGUAUUGGGCUUGAGUGGUUGAGGAGUCUUUUGGGGAGGAGGGAGUGGACGUUGCCGUGUGUGGAUGUUAAGGUGAGGUUGUAA